Messenger RNA from Penicillium daleae, 951 nucleotides. RefSeq names its product amidohydrolase family protein. The transcript is spliced from 2 exons. NCBI's taxonomy places the organism in Eukaryota, Fungi, Ascomycota, Eurotiomycetes, Eurotiales, Aspergillaceae. Gene Ontology annotation, biological process: secondary metabolic process. Gene Ontology annotation, cellular component: cytoplasm; cytosol. The record is from RefSeq and is a predicted model, not a curated record. Gene Ontology annotation, molecular function: carboxy-lyase activity; hydrolase activity. Bases 1 to 951 code for a protein of 316 amino acids.
AUGGCGCGACGCAUUGAUGUUCAUCACCACUAUAUCCCCCCGGCAUACUUGCAAGCCCUUGAUAAAACUGGCGGGGACCCUUCCGGAUGGCCGACGCCAGCUUGGAACAUUGACGCCGAUCAAAAGAUCUGCCAGGACUGCGACAUUGAAACAGCAAUUGUAUCCGUUACUGCUCCAGGUACCAGUAUCCUCAAGGGAGUUGAGUCUGCCCGUCUCGCCAGAGAAUGCAAUGAGUUUGGCAGAUCCCUGAGGGACAAAUAUCCUAAGAACUAUGGCUUCUUUGCUGCACUCCCGGAUAUCCUUGAUACCGAUGCAGCUUUAGAGGAAAUUCGAUAUGCGUUUGAUGAACUCCAAGCCGAUGGAGUAACUCUCUUUACCCGCUAUGGUGAUGGUAACUACUAUUUGGGCCUUCCGAAGAUCCAGCCUAUUUGGGAGGAGCUAGAUCGGCGUGCCGCAGUGGUAUUUAUCCACCCUACUCAUCCAGUUGAUACCAACCUCGUCAACAAAGUGCUUCCCCAACCUAUGAUUGACUAUCCGCAUGAGACAACCCGCACAGCUGUGGAUAUUAUCACUACCGACACUGUUCGCAAGUACGGUCAUUGCAAGAUCAUCUUGUCCCACGCUGGCGGUAAUCUCCCGUGGCUGGCUAGGCGUCCAGCGAUCAUGUUGAAAGACCUCGGACUUUCUGAUAUGACGCCUGAACAUUUUAUAGAGAAUGCGCGCAUGUUCUAUUUUGACUUGGCACUGACGGAUUCUACGUUUGCUUUGCCUCUGCUACAGCAGUUCGCUCCCCCAGACCAUAUUCUUUUCGGAAGCGACUUCCCUUAUGCCCCUGAGGCAACGGUGGGACGUUUUAGCAGGGAGCUGGAUGAAGCUACGCUGUCGAAGCAGGCAGAAGAGGGGAUCAGCCGUGGCAAUGCCCUCAGACUAUUCCCUCGUCUUGCUUCCUAG